CCUGCAUAAAAAUGAAGGAUUUGAGAAAGAAAUAGGUUUGGUUUCCGAGAGGAAGAGUUUGUGGAAUCUAGUGAGAGAGAGCAGAGGAAAAGGGGAAGAAAAAUGUUGAGUGCGACGGCGAUCGGCGCGUUAUUGGGUUUGGGAACCCAGAUGUACUCCAAUGCUCUCCGCAAACUCCCCUACAUGCGCCAUCCGUGGGAGCACGUGGUCGGAAUGGGGUUGGGCGCGGUGUUUGUGAACCAGCUUCUGAAAUGGGAGGCCCAAGUGGAGCAAGACCUCGACAAGAUGCUCGAAAAGGCCAAGGCCGCCAAUGAAAGACGUUAUAUAGUGUUUGAAACUUGUGAGGAAGCUGAAAAUGUUUUUGAAUUGGUCUUUGUGAUGGUGAUUUUGGAGAGAAAGCACAGAGGGUGCCUCUGCAGGAAUGGUUGAUGUGGAUUGUCAGAUAUGCGGAUGGAGAUGAUGAUUAAUGCAUGUCUUCAUGGAUUGUGGCAGUUGGUGAAAAUAAUCAUGAAAUAUGUUGAACUUGUUGCCUUUGUUUUCUGAUUUGAUGAUGUUAUGUUUGUAAGGCUGUUAAAACUUUUUCGUGCUAAUCAGCCUAUUUUUUGCACAAGUUUUUGCAAGCAGUGAAAUUGUUGUAGAUGAUAAUGUUCUGGCCUGGUGGCUUCAUUGGUAAUAAGAUUAUCACGAUAUCUGUGACUCCAUUACGUCUUA
Glycine soja is the source of this 711-nucleotide messenger RNA. RefSeq lists its product as uncharacterized. The transcript is spliced from 4 exons. The record is from RefSeq and is a predicted model, not a curated record. NCBI's taxonomy places the organism in Eukaryota, Viridiplantae, Streptophyta, Magnoliopsida, Fabales, Fabaceae. Bases 103 to 429 code for a protein of 108 amino acids.